AUGAAUGAAAACAAGAAGGUAACGAUUCAAAGCAAUGAUAUGGAAUUAAUCGGUAAUAUUAUUCAGUCGAUGGCAGAAAGCUUCGGGAUUCCUGAAUUGCAAAUAACGGCUCAUUUUCCUAAUGAAAUAAGUAAACUUCGAGAUCUUACCGCAAAAUUGCAUGAUAAGUAUAUCAUUCGAGAUCAGUUAUCAGCUACAAUAGCAGAACGAUCUAAUUCAAUUAAGGAAAUGUUAGUUCGAAUGGAAGAUGCGCGAAUCAUUAAGCAGUAUGGUUUGAUGCGUAAGUAUUGCUUAAAAUUGCAUACACUGAAUCAGGCUAUAUUAGCUGAGCAUAAAGUUCGCUGUAAUAAUCAUGAAGAGUUGCUUCAAAUUCUUCGUAAUCUCAAUAAAAUCAUCGAAAAAGGCGCUCGACUUCGAGUCGGUGCGCCAGCUAGUAGACUAAUCUCGGCAAGUCGAGAUGCAAUUCUCCAAGAAGAUUUCGAUAUGUUAGCAAGAAUUAUUCUAUUUGGUGUUUAA
Molecule: messenger RNA, 516 nt
Organism: Thelazia callipaeda (thelaziosis nematode)
Lineage: Eukaryota; Metazoa; Nematoda; Chromadorea; Rhabditida; Thelaziidae
Source: the annotation of a GenBank genome assembly